Messenger RNA from Frieseomelitta varia, 839 nucleotides. RefSeq names its product 60S ribosomal protein L15 (gene RpL15). Gene Ontology annotation, molecular function: RNA binding; structural constituent of ribosome. Gene Ontology annotation, biological process: cytoplasmic translation. NCBI's taxonomy places the organism in Eukaryota, Metazoa, Arthropoda, Insecta, Hymenoptera, Apidae. Bases 101 to 715 code for a protein of 204 amino acids. Gene Ontology annotation, cellular component: cytosolic large ribosomal subunit; ribosome. The record is from RefSeq and is a predicted model, not a curated record. The transcript has 5 exons.
AUCGAGUUUGCGAUCUUCAAUACUUGAGGCAGAAAACGAUCGGUACUCUGUAAAAGAUUGGAUUCCUUUCCUUCUCUUUCAAUUAUCCGGGGAAUCCACAAUGGGUGCAUAUAAAUAUAUGCAGGAGCUUUAUCGCAAGAAGCAAAGCGAUGUUCUUCGCUUCUUGCUUCGCGUCAGAUGUUGGCAGUAUCGUCAGUUGACUAAAAUGCAUCGUGCCCCGCGACCAUCUAGACCCGAUAAAGCACGUCGUUUAGGUUACAAAGCUAAGCAAGGUUUUGUCAUAUUUAGAAUUCGUGUAAGGAGAGGUGGUCGCAAACGCCCUGUUCCCAAAGGUGCAACUUACGGAAAGCCAAAAAGUCAUGGUGUUAAUCAGUUAAAACCCACUAGAAAGUUACAGUCGGUUGCAGAAGAACGUGUUGGUCGCCGUUGUGGAGGUUUACGAGUUUUGAACAGUUAUUGGGUAGCACAGGACUCUUCAUAUAAAUAUUAUGAAGUUAUUUUGAUUGAUCCAGCACAUAAGGCAAUUCGUAAUGAUCCAAAAGUUAAUUGGGUAUGUAAUGCGGUACAUAAACAUCGUGAACUACGUGGAAAAACAUCAGCUGGCAGAAGUUCGAGAGGUUUAGGCAAAGGACAUCGUUAUUCACAAACUAUCGGCGGUUCUCGUCGUGCAGCAUGGUUGAGAAGAAAUUCCUUGUCGCUUCGCAGGAAGCGGUAAAUUUUUUAAUUGUCCUCAAUAAUAAUCUUCACAUGUACACGAUACAUCAUUUCAUUGAUAUAUUAAAAAUAUUUGUAUCAAUAUUAUGGUAUAUCUUGUACGAAAUAAAUGUUUCUUUCCUAAU